CUAAAUUAUUUGAAGUAGCGCGAUUAUACGAAAACUCCCCGAGGUAUUCGACAGUCGGAGGAGGAAAUUAAUGAAGGAGGGCGAAGUGAAUUGCGCAACUCCGGCGCGACAGAUGUUGGAAAUCUCUGGUUGAAUGUAGACAGAAGAAGAGGAAGAGGAGGAAGAAGAGAAAGUGUCCCGAACAGAGAUGAACACGUUGUUCUGUUGGAGACGGACGAUGAGCGUUGAAGAGGUGGAAGCGUUGUGUCGAUGUUUCCUUCACUGAAAGCUUCAGCUGGCCACUCUAAAGGACAUGUUUUUGAUGGAACUGCAUCUCUACAGAGGACUUGACUCAAGUCUGAUUUCAACUUGACUGCCACUGGCUAUGAGAAUCUGCACUCCGAGACUGAAACGGCUGGGGGUAAGAUGUUUGUGGAGUCAGUCGUCCGAUGGGGGGCUUGGAGCAUUCUGCUUCAGUUUGGACUGGGUGUAUCUGCAGGAAGCUGUCCUCCACGCUGUGUGUGUCGACCUGAGGCGAAAGAAGUGAUCUGCUCCGGCAAACAUUUGAACUCAGUGCCAGAAGGCUUUUCUGGUGAUGCCAGGCGUUUGGAUUUAUCCCACAAUAAGAUUAAAACUGUUGGGCGCCGCCAGUUCUCUGGUCUCCAGCAACUUCAAGAGUUGGAUCUCAGUGAUAACAUAAUCUCCAUGAUUGAGGUGGAGGCUUUCCAGGGCCUACAGAAUCUCAGGACACUUCGGAUUAAGAAUAAUCGACUCAAGAUUAUCCCAGUUGGGGUGUUUUCUGGCCUAUCCAGUCUGCGCUGUCUGGAUUUGAGCCAGAAUGAGAUUCUGGUCUUCCUGGACUACACCUUCAAAGAAUUGGUGAACCUGCAAACGCUGGAAGCCGAAGAGAAUGACUUGGUCUUCAUCUCCCAGCGGGCUUUCUUUGGUUUGCAGAAUCUGCAGGAGCUCAAUUUAGAUCGCAGCAACCUGACCUCGGUUCCUACCGAGGCAUUGUCCCAACUCCAGAGCCUGACCCAUCUUCGCAUACUACGCCUCACCAUUUCUACACUCCCCAACAAUGCUUUCCGACGGCUACACCGUCUUCGUAGCCUCCUGAUUGCAAACUGGCCAGCAUUGGACAAUGUGGCUAGCAACAGCCUGAUUGGUCUUAAUCUGACCUCACUUGUCAUCAGCAACUGCAACCUAAGUGCUGUUCCUUACUCAGCAUUUCGUCAUCUGGUGUAUCUUCGCUACCUGGAUCUGUCCUAUAACCCCAUCACUGUUAUCCAAGGUAAUCUGCUAGGUGACCUCCUGAGACUCCAAGAGUUACACCUAGCAGGGGGGAGCCUGCUAAGAAUAGAGCCAGGGGCCUUUAGGGGACUGGCCUACUUCCGCAUGCUCAAUGUGACCUCCAAUCAGCUCACUACUUUGGAGGAGAGUGUCUUCCACUCUGUGGGGAACCUUCAGGUUUUGCGGUUGGAUGGGAAUCCCCUAGCUUGUGACUGCCGGCUUCUCUGGGUGGUCCGUCGUCGAUUGCGCUUGAACUUUGAUGGACAUCAGCCCUCUUGUUUGUCUCCUGAUGCAGUGAGACAUCGUGAAUUCAGAGAUUUCUCCGAGAAGGAGCUCCCGAGGCUCUUUACCUGCCGCCCUGCCCGUAUAAUGGACCGCAGGCCGCAGGAGGCGAGAGUAGAGGAGGGCACGACAGUUAUCUUCUCCUGUAAGGCUGAUGGGGAUCCAUUCCCAUCUAUCUCCUGGAUCUCAUCCCAUAAGAAUGUGGUUUCUCCAACAGGACGAAUCAGAGUUUUGCUCAAUGGUACUCUAGAAGUGCGUUUUGCCCAAGUUCAGGACAGUGGCACAUAUCAGUGCCUGGCGGGCAAUGCAGCCGGCAAUGACAGCCUGACUGUCGGUCUGUACGUGAAGGGGCUCCCUCGUAACCGAACCAUCCCCUUCUUCUCAGAGGAGGGCUGGGUAGAGCCUUCAAACUCCCAAGCUGCAAACUCCUCAGCUCAGAUGGCCAAACCAUACCCGUUUGACGCAAAGACCCUGAUCAUCGCCACAACCAUGGGCUUCCUGUCUUUCCUCAGCUCAGUGGCCAUCUGCUUUGUCUUCAUGUUCUUCUGGAGCCAGAGCAAAGGUCAGAUCAAGCACACAGCAACUAUUGACUUUGUUCCUCGGUCUUCAAUGGGUGGUGGAGGGGACGGAGGUGACGGUGGCAGGUUCACCAUGAAACUUAUUUGAAGCCAAGGAAGAGGUGAAAGGGGCCUCCAUAUUGACUGAGUUAUUCUGCACUAUGGUCCCUCCCUAUUGGAACACUCAAGGACAGAGACCCCAAUUCAUAGGCCCCUUUUGAAGGCAAAUCGGAGCCAGUUUGUUGGACUUGUGCUAGCCCUCUUCUAAUUUUAGAGUGGAAAGUUACAUCUCAGCACCCACUUUGCUAAUGAAUGAAUAUCUCAUGAUCUUGGAAAUGAAAGAUGUAACAGAUUGACAGCAGAGCUCUCUCAUGGUUGCUGUGCAUUUGUUUCCAACAUUUACUUUGAAUAAGCAAAUGACCACUUACCUAGCACGGGUGUAAUUUUUACGUAGCAAGUAAUUAUACAAUAGUUUAAAUUUUUUCACAGACUUUGGGAUUAACACAUGAGGACGGUUUGAGUUUCACACCAGUUUAUGCAUUGUCAAAACAUAUCAGGUGCUUGUUUAAUCAUCCAUAUUGUACAUAAGUAAGUGUAAGUGUGUUCAGCUUUAUGUCUUCACUUGCCAAUACAAGCCAAGUAAACAUUUGCCCUUUUGACCCUCCAGUUGCUAUUUCUGCUUACCCACAGAGCAACUUGUCAAAGACUGCCAAUUCAGCAAUGACUGUAAGUGUAUGUGACCACAAAGCUUUUGAUACUUGCAAUAAAUAUAUGGAAUAGACUAGCCAAAACAUUUCUGAUCCUCAAAUGGUUAAACUUUGAACAUUUUGGAACUUUGCAAUAUGCUUCUUUUAUUCUGCAUCGGAGAUGUGCUUUCUGUUAUGGGUGGGGCUUACUUUAAAUGAUGAUGCAGCAGUGCAAAGGGAAUGCUAAUGUACAUAGGAAUGUAUCCUUUCCCAUUGUCAUACUUAUAACAAAUUUGUCAAGUCCUAUUUGGAUCACUGUCUUUUUUUAACAUUUGUUAUCAUGUAAUUACAAUAGAUGACUCUUUGUUCCAUCAGAAGAUGCUAUGAUUUCUCCUUUUUAUAUUCAAGGAACCACUUUUUUAUUUUUUCCCCACACAAAUCACUGACAAAUAUGUGCCUCAGUUACAUUCUCACCAUCGACAGAGAAUGCUCACCUGAUCAUUGUUAUCUUGUAAAUAUUUAGGUCAAGGGCGUUUGUGUGUGCGGGGUUUAGUCUAUCAUUUUAUCUAGUUCUGGGGAUUAGUGUCACUCAAAUACUGCACUCUUGUUGUGUAUAAACUGUGUAACUGUGUAGAUGCUCUACGCACAAAGCAAUGCUUUAUUAUGCCAGGAACAGA
This is a messenger RNA of Perca flavescens (yellow perch), 3471 nucleotides long. RefSeq names its product leucine rich repeat and Ig domain containing 4b (gene lingo4b). NCBI's taxonomy places the organism in Eukaryota, Metazoa, Chordata, Actinopteri, Perciformes, Percidae. Gene Ontology annotation, molecular function: protein binding. The coding region runs from base 406 to 2217 and encodes 603 amino acids. The record is from RefSeq and is a predicted model, not a curated record. The transcript is spliced from 3 exons.